Molecule: messenger RNA, 1719 nt
Organism: Scylla paramamosain (green mud crab)
Lineage: Eukaryota; Metazoa; Arthropoda; Malacostraca; Decapoda; Portunidae
Product: probable ATP-dependent RNA helicase DDX23
Exons: 8
Coding region: 1224-1655 (143 amino acids)
Biological process (GO): mRNA splicing, via spliceosome
Cellular component (GO): catalytic step 2 spliceosome
Molecular function (GO): RNA binding
Source: RefSeq, a predicted model, not a curated record
GCAUACUGUGCAGAGCAGGCUGGGAGGAACAACAUAUCACCAGACGUCAGACACCAAGGCACUGUUUUCAAAGGGUGCCAUAAACUGUUGCUUUAUUUAACGUAUUUUCGCAGAACAAGACAGUGACAGGGGCCCUGGCUGCCUGCGUGUGCUGGUUCAAGCUUGGUGCCUGCCGGGAGGUGCCUAUAGGGCCACCAAGGCUAAUAUUGAGGGACAAAAGAGAAAAGCAGGAAGACCACCACCACCAGCACAGUGGAAGAAAGAUGUAAACAAAGCGGUACCUUCCUUCCAGCUGGUGAUAAAACUUUCUCUCGCUCUCCCUUACUCUCCCACGUCACGGAAGCAGUGAAAUAAAGCACACGAGAAGGAAGUGAGAGGAUAAUGAAGUUUGUGAUACGUCAGAAGGUUACACCCAUUUCCUGUCCAGAUGUUGAGUAAUGGCAACCCUCCGAUCCGGCAAGCAAGUUGGCGGCAGCGAUGGCGGUGGCGGUGGCAGUGGUGGUGAGGUGGACAGCAGGGACAGAGGGGCAGUACAGGCUGCGGACAUCAAGGAGAAGAAGAACGCGCGGACAAGCAAGGUGGUAUUCGGCAGUCUGAUCCUGGACCUGCUCGGCUUCAAGGUGGUGCUGCCUCUGUCUUCUGCUCUCCUCGACUAUUACUCCAAGCACGACUCCAGCGGCUUGUAUUCCUCUCUGCUCUCCUGUGUUACUUAUUACCAGCAUAUCAUCAGCGUCCCUGCAAGGUUCCAUUCUGUCUUGUUUUGGUGGGCCUAAUGAUGAUGAUUCCUGCUUUCAUCCUCAUCGGUGCUAGCGAGACCAACCUGGGGCUGUACUCUGGACUGAUGCUGUAUGCCAUAUGCACUGAUCAGCGUAGCAUUCAGCAUAGGCUUCACCAUCGGGCCAACUGUGGGGCCCGCGUUCUCCCACUGGGGAAAUACUGGGUGGUUCGCGGCCUCGGCUGUCUACGCACCCACUCUUGCUGUGGCUAACAUAAUAUUCUUUGCUGUCUUCUUCCAGGAAUCGCUGCCUGAGCUGGAGGAGGUGAGGAAGAGGCAGGAGGAGGAGCGCAAAGCCUGGGACUACAUGUACCAGGGCAGGCAGUGGAGGUGCACAUGGAUGCGAGAUUGUCAUUGCCACCCCGGGCUGUCUGGUGGAUGUGCUGAAGAACUGCUACCUGGUGCUGAACUAGUGCACCUACAUGGUGUUUGAUGAGGUGGACAAGAUAUGACAGACAUGAGCUUCAAGCCAGACAUGCAAAAGAUCCUGAAGUUCAUGCUGAUGACGAAUGAGAAGCCUGACAGCGAGGAUGAGGACAAGCUGCUGCAGAACUUCCUGUCCAAACACAAGUUCCGGCAGACAGUCAUGCUCACAGCUACCAUGCCGCCUGCCGUGGAGCGCAUGGCGCACCAGUACCUGCACUGCCCUGCCAAUGUGUGCAUUGACUCAGUGGUCAAGCUGGUGGAGCAUGUGCAGCAGGUGGUGUACAUAGUGACAGAGCAGAACUGCAAGAAGCUGCUGGACAUCCUCAAAUGUGGCAGCACUGUGCCCAUUCUCACUUUUGUCAACCAGAAGGGCACGGACGUCCUCAUCUGCAGCCUGGAGAAGCUUGGCCACAACGCUACCAUGCUGCAUGGGGGCAAGGGGCAGGAGCAGUGAGAGCUUGCCAUGGCAAACCUCAAGUAUAAAAAUAAAUGAGAGCUAUAGAUAAGUGUCUGGUAAA